AUGGGAGGCAGUGGAAAGAAAUGCUUUCCAGUGCUUUUCGAGACAGCCAAGUCUCCAUUUAUAAGCACAACCCUCGCCGGCUCUAUUGCCUGCCAUCCCCCUCCCGCCAUCCGCACUCACAAUUGCCACGCUCAUCAACUUGUCCAACAUAAUCCGAGAAAUACCAGAGGUCAAAUACAUUUGCGACUUUUUAAGGCCGCUACCAUCAUGAAUCCCACAGGAGGUAUUUCGAAGGGCAAACCCAGCCCGAGCAAGGCACCUAAGAAGUCCGAUUCCAAGAAGGGUCAAGGUGAGAAGAAGGAUUCUAAAGAUGACUCAGAGGGAUUUCGGCUCCACAUUGACAUCCCCCCCGUGCCUCCUGAGUAUGGACCGCAAUACACCAGUUGAUCGAAUUCGUCAAUGGGACCCGCAACACCGACGACAGAACACGAAUACUGUACAAUGAAACUACUUUAGAACAUAGUAGAAAGGUAUAACUGCCGACUACUUGUAGCUCUCCUUAAGAAGGCUGCCGCGGAGCUCACCGGCUAGCCGAAGUUACUCGCAAAGUGACCGCGUUUCCUGAUCAGUAAAAAAAAAAGCUUACGCCCUUCGUGCGACUGGUGUCACUCGCUGUGGUUCAGACUCUCGUU
Chondrus crispus (carragheen) is the source of this 632-nucleotide messenger RNA. RefSeq lists its product as hypothetical. The coding region runs from base 1 to 387 and encodes 128 amino acids. Lineage: Eukaryota; Rhodophyta; Florideophyceae; Gigartinales; Gigartinaceae. The transcript is spliced from 2 exons. The record is from RefSeq and is a predicted model, not a curated record.